AAUUGUCACAUUUGACUAGACUGAGCAGUAUUUUUUGCCUGUGUUAAUCUAUUAUUCUGUUUUAUGCAUUUAUAUACACAACUUCACUGUACGUUUAGUGGGAAUUGGAGGAACUUGAACGCAGCGAUUUGAGGUUUCCUUCACGACUAUCAGGAAAUAAACAGGACGUCGACCUGUUGUGACCAGCUCUUUAUCUGGGGCUUUUAUUGUGGUGUAUCUUGUCUUUGUGUAAAAAAAAUGGAAGCUCUCUUUUACAAUUGGAAAAAGUAGUAAGAGAUUAUAGCAGGAUUUUCUGAAAGCCAUGUGUCUGCCAGACAAGUCCGCCGAACACAAAACCGAAAGCACAAGAUUUAGUGUCUUGGAAACCAAUCUUGUAAAUUUAAAACUCGUAAAAGUCAGAAAGUGGGAGACCUUUUUCUGCCACAUUAGCUCAGAUUACCACUUUCCAAAUUGUGUGGACAAGUUUAUUAGAGAUGUGGCUGUUUUAUUGCGUUUCUCCUUUUUUUUUUUUUUUUAAAGUGAUGAAAAUAAUGUUUCCGUUCUUGUGUUUGCCCGCGCAAGUAUUUUAUGGUCUCUUCCACCACACGCACACACACGCACACACACGCACACACACGCACACACACGCUCGCGGGCCUUUUUUUGGCAUCGUGACUGAAUUGCCCUCAACUCGUAAUUUGCUUUCUUCUCGUCCCGACCCGACUGGGAUUCCCGCACCAGUAAAAGAUUUUAAAAUGUCCAGACAAAAGAGGAGGGGGGUGGGGGGGUCGUCCCGUUGUCACAUGGUUACCAGACUCGUAGGGAGAAAAAAAAAACCGUCUGUAAGAUGUUUACCAAUAGGACGUACGUGUUACCUUGGACUCCCCUCAGCUCCCCCUAUUCAUGUGUGGAAUCUCAUUGUUGGUGCGGACAUCAUUCAGACUGGUGUUUUUAAGGCCAGAGGGAGGCUCCUGAUUCAUUAGAGACGUGUUUUCGAGGGGUUGGUAGUAAGGGAGAGAAGGGUGGGGGGCACUACGUCUUGUUGGUGACAGCGAGCUGUGGUUGAAGAGUCCCCGGGAGGUUUUUUUAAAUAUUUUUUUAACAGAGCUUCGGGGAGAGGGCCAAAAGGUAGUGGCUGAGCGAGAAGAGAAACCCAGAGGGAGAGUCCUGGGAAGAUGGCACCUGCCAGUUUGGUUCUCGCCUGGUUACUGUUCACCAUGAGGAUGGUCACCGCGGCGGCGUAUCUGGAGCAGCCGGAGGAGGAGGAGCUCAACGACACCGUCAUUUGUACCAACGACCACAUGGAGGUCGUUAUCCCGAGCGCUUUCUUCCUCAACAAAGUGCCUCCAGUUUAUGUUGAAGAUUUGCAUCUAAAUGAUCCGGAGUGCCGCGGCGUUGAGGUGGGAGACGACUACGUCUUCAGCAUCAAGACAAAUCUCUCCGACUGUGGAACAAUAAUGGCCUCGGAUGAUUCACACAUCAUGUUCAUAAACACGAUACACAACAACGAUUCGGAGGUCAUAACGAGGAACUACAUCAACAUAACAUUUGUGUGCCGCUACCCCGUGAACUACCUGGUCCAACAACCCAACGGGGAGAACAUGAUUAGAGUUGACGUCAGAACCAUCACUUUGAACACAGAGGACGGGAACUUCUCCGUGUCGAUGUUGCUGUACAAAGACGAGGCGUUCGAGAACCGGUGGACCACUGUGCCGUCGCUGACGUUGGAGGACGACAUCUUUGUGAAAGUCUUCAUGAUACCGGCCCACCUGAUGCUGCGUAUGGAGAGAUGCUGGGCUACACCGACCAGUGAUCCAUACAGUAAUAUUCAGUACACCUUCAUCCGAGACAGCUGCCCGGUGUUGUCAAAUGAACAGACCCUUAGCGUGCUGAAGAACGGCCGCGGCCCGGAGGCCACGUUCAGGAUACAAAUGUUCAAGUUCGUCGGCAGCUCUUACACCGACGUCUUCCUCCACUGCAACGUCCAGAUCUGCCACAACACCCAGGGGAUGUGUCAGCCUAACUGCUCCAGUGAAGAUGAAUUCAUCCGGACACGCAGAGACAUCCCUCUGUCCCAUACAGUGUCUUAUGGACCAAUCAGACGAAUACUUAACAGUGAAAAGCCCAGUCUGAAUGCAGGCAGAUUCCCCCACGUGGAGACUCUUGUCCUCGGAGGGCUGCUGGUCGUCUUGCUGCUGGUCACCGGCGUGUUCGGGAGGCUGUGGCUUCGCUCCCGACGUUUCUACCCAGCGCGGGAGGCUCAGCUCACUCUGUCCAACAUCCACCACAUCUCAGAGGUGGCCUCGUGAAUCGGGGGGGGGGAAUCACGGAACACGGACCCUUUUUUUGAACCAAUAAAAUGACCACACAAACAUGUAAAAAAAAAUAGAAACGCAUGUUCAGGUGGGAUUUAUUAUAAUAAGAAUAAGAACGGUGAACAUCUUGCAUAUGUUCCUCUUUAUAGAAUUAAUUUCCUGGAUUGUAAGAAAUCAGCCUAAUAAAAGAAUUUCCCUGAAGGGUUGUCUCAAUUGUUAUUUUCCCAGUGGUGAAAAAGUGUAUAUUCACGUAUUCAAGCACCAUUUUGAGGUACUUUAGAGCUUUCAAUUUGUACUUCUGCUUUACUACAUUGUUAUAGUGACUAUGCCUCUAGAUACAAUCUGAAUAUGCCAAGCAUACGACCAUAAACAAAUUAAUUGUUAUAGAUGAAACAGCCCAAUAUUGUUAAAUAGUAAUAACGUUUUACAGGGUGAAAAGGGCAGUA
This is a messenger RNA of Cyclopterus lumpus (lumpfish), 2740 nucleotides long. RefSeq names its product alpha-tectorin. Gene Ontology annotation, biological process: neutrophil migration. The coding region runs from base 1155 to 2288 and encodes 377 amino acids. The record is from RefSeq and is a predicted model, not a curated record. Gene Ontology annotation, cellular component: cell surface; apical plasma membrane. NCBI's taxonomy places the organism in Eukaryota, Metazoa, Chordata, Actinopteri, Perciformes, Cyclopteridae. The transcript has 9 exons.